Colletotrichum graminicola M1.001 is the source of this 2274-nucleotide messenger RNA. RefSeq lists its product as uncharacterized. The transcript has a single exon. The record is from RefSeq and is a predicted model, not a curated record. NCBI's taxonomy places the organism in Eukaryota, Fungi, Ascomycota, Sordariomycetes, Glomerellales, Glomerellaceae. Bases 1 to 2274 code for a protein of 757 amino acids.
AUGCUUUCGCGAUACGGAGUCCUGACGUGGCUCGCCUUCUCGACGUUGGCGGCCGCCGGGAAGCAGGAGUGCGAGGCCAUAACCGAGACCGUCCACGUCCCUACCACGAUCCGCGAGACCGUUCAUGUCACCAUGCCGGGGGAAAAAGAAACAGUUCAUGUGACGGUUCCAACCACGAUCCACAAGACUAUACCUGUUACAGUCAGCGAAGUCAAGACCAUCCACCAAACCGUCACGACAACCGUCAAAGAGACGGUCCACGUCACCCAACCGCCUCAGACCGUCAAGGAGACAGUUCAUGUUACCCAGCCGCCCAAGACCGUCAAGGAGACAGUGCACGUUACUGAACCGCCCAAGACCGUCAAGGAGACGGUCCACAUCACCGAACCGCCGAAGACUGUUAAGGAGACUGUCCACGUUACGUUGCCUCCUGUAAAGGAGACAGUGCACGUCACUGAACCGCCCAAGACCGUCAAGGAGACGGUCCACGUUACGUUGCCUCCUGUAAAGGAGACGGUCCACAUCACCGAACCGCCGAAGACUGUUAAGGAGACAGUGCACAUCACCGAACCGCCGAAGACUGUUAAGGAGACAGUGCACAUCACUGAACCGCCCAAGACCGUCAAGGAGACAGUGCACAUCACUGAACCGCCGAAGACUGUUAAGGAGACAGUCCACGUCACUCAACCGCCGCAAACUGUCAAGGAGACAGUCCACGUGACGUUGCCUCCUCAGACAGUCCAUGUUACUCAACCGCCGCAGACCGUCAAGGAAACCGUCCAUGUUACCUUGCCUCCUGUAAAGGAAACAGUCCACGUCACUCAGCCACCACAGACUGUUAAGGAGACGGUCCAUGUGACGCUUCCUCCUCAGACGGUGAAGGAGACGGUCCACGUCACUCAGCCACCUCAGGUUGUCACGCAACCACCCCAGAUUGUCAAGGAAACAGUCCACGUGACGCUACCUCCCCAGACUGUGAAGGAGACUAUCCACGUUACUCAGCCUCCCCAGGUGGUUAAGGAGACUAUUAACGUUACGUUGCCUCCUCAGACUGUGAAGGAGACAGUUCAUGUCACUCAGCCGCCUCAGGUUGUCACACAGCCACCUCAGAUUGUCAAGGAGACAGUCCAUGUUACACUGCCUCCCCAGAUUGUUAAGGAGACUGUCAAGGAGACAAUUCAUGUCACUCAGCCUCCCCAAGUUCUUACGCAAGCACCUCAGAUUGUCAAGGAGACAGUUCAUGUCACACUGCCUCCUCAGACUGUUAAGGAGACCGUUCACAUUACUGAGCCAGCCCAAGUUGUCACUCAAGCGCCUCAGAUCGUCAAGGAGACAGUCCACGUCACGUUGCCUCCUCAGGUUGUCAAGGAGACUGUUAGGGAGACAGUUCAUGUUACUGAGCCAGCCCAAGCUAUCACUCAAGCGCCUCAGAUUGUCAAGGAGACAGUUCACGUUACAUUGCCUCCCCAGAUUGUCACAGAGACUGUCAAGGAGACUGUCCAUGUCACUCAGCCAGCCCAAGCUAUCACUCAAGCGCCUCAGAUCGUCAAGGAGACAGUCCACGUCACGUUACCUCCUCAGGUUGUCACAGAGACUGUCAAGGAGACUGUCAAGGAGACUGUUCAUGUCACUCAGCCGGCUCAAGCUAUCACUCAAGCGCCUCAGAUUGUUAAGGAGACAGUUCACGUUACAUUGCCUCCCCAGAUUGUCAAGGAGACUGUUCACGUCACUCUGCCUCCCCACAUUGUUAAGGAGACCGUCCAUCUCACUCAAACAUUGAGCCAAUGCACUACAACUGUGGCAGCUCCCGUCAUGGGCCACCAGACCUCUGCUCCACCCGCUGCCCACUCGAUGCCGGCCCCUCCUCCUGCUCACCAGGUUGCUCCGCCUGAGAAGCACACAAUGGCGCCGGCCAAUCCCCACAUGCCCGCCCCCCCGGCUCAUACCCCCCCACCCCCAGCACCGGCGGCUCCCGUACAUAUGAUGCCUCCUGCGGAGGCGGGCACCUCCUGCUCACCAGGCGCCGCCCGCAGAGGCCAUGCCAGUACACACACCACCCGCCGAGGCCAUGCCGGUGCACACACCACCCGCGGAGGCUAUGCCGGUUCACACCCCCCCAGCGGUGGCGAUGCCCGCCCACGAGCCCGCCCAGACGUCGGCCGCACCAGCAAUGCCGACACAUCCCAUGAAGAUGAGGUUCAUGCGGCGCGCGUAACGCUGAGAUGGGAAGGAGGUGAUCUAAGAUGGAAGAGGAUGGAUAUAAGCCCUAGAUGA